UCUACAUUUGUUUGGAAAAACACACAGCAGAAUGGAUAAGUUCAGUCAGGGGCAUGUAGAGUUAUACAUUCACUUGCAUUUCAACCAGUGGCUCAGGGGGACUGUUGCAUGAUAACCUCAAACACUGGAUUCUUCUUGCUUUGGAUGAGAAGUCAGAGUCUGAGGUCGUGGAGGCCUGAGUGAUGGGAUCAUAUCCAGCUCUGGCGUUCGUUCUGCUGUUUACAGCAACUCUGGCCUCCAGUUGUGAUGGUGGAAAAGUGCUGGUUUUCCCUAUAGAUGGGAGCCACUGGCUGAACAUGAAAAUCCUGGUAGAGGCACUUCAUUCUCGGGGCCAUCAAGUCACAGUAAUACGUACCUCAACCAGCUGGUACAUUUCUGAAAUCUCACCCUAUUACACCUCUAUUACCAUCACCCUGGAGGACCCUCCAAGCAUUGAGAGCCAAGACCACAUGACCUCUUUCUUGAAGAGGUCACUAGAGAUUCGUCGGAAUAAAGGCUCACUAUGGGCGUUUAUAGAUUUUUAUCAGAUCCUUUUUGACCUGAUGGGACAGAACCAGAGAGCUAUGGCAAAAAUGGUCAUCAGUAUCUUUGAGAAUAACACACUGGUUAAGGAGAUGAGGGAAUCUGGAUAUGACCUUCUUCUGGCUGACCCUGCAUUUCCAGGUGGAGUGCUGUUGGCGCACCAUCUCCAACUUCCCUUGGUUCUCAAUGUGCGCUGGCUUUUCAAUGGAGAGGCACACUUCACUAUUGCUCCUUCUCCCUUGUCUUACGUCCCCCAAUUGUUCUCCCAUUACUCUGACAAGAUGGACUUUUUUCAAAGGAUCAAUAACAUAAUCUAUCACAGCAUAUUAGUUUAUAUGUACCACUAUAUCACAAAUCCACCUUACCAGGCUGUGUGUGAUAAGUAUUUUGGACAUGAUGUCAGUGUCAUGUCUCUCGUUCAGGGAGCAGAUCUCUGGCUAAUGCGGAUUGACUAUACAUUUGAGUUUCCUCGGCCCACCAUGCCCAAUGUCGUCUACAUCGGAGGGUUUCAGGGUAAGCCCUCCAAGCCUCUUCCAUCAGAUUUAGAAGAAUUUGUGCAGAGCUCUGGUGAACAUGGGGUGGUUGUUAUGACUCUGGGGACCCUGCUGGGCGACCUUGGACCUGAGAUAUCAGAGAUCAUUGCCUCAGCAUUUGCUAACCUUCCUCAGAAAGUCAUAUGGAGAAACAUAGGGGAAAGACCUGUCACACUGGGGAACAACACCAUGCUGGUUGAUUGGCUGCCUCAGAAUGAUUUACUAGGUCAUCCUAAAACCAAGGUUUUUGUCACACAUGGAGGCACUAACGGCAUUUACGAGGCCAUCUACCAUGGUGUCCCAGUGCUGGGCAUGCCCCUCAUCUUUGACCAGUUCGACAACAUGGUGCGUUUGAAGGCCCGAGGAGUAGCUGAGAUGGUUGAAGUGACAAUGAUGGAUGUUGAGUCGCUGACAAGUGCUCUGAAGAAUAUUCUAGACCCAGAAAAGCCCUACAAACAGAAUAUGCUCAAACUGUCACAGCUUCAUCAUGACAAACCUAUAAAACCUAUGGACAGUGCCAUUUUCUGGAUGGAGUACGUCAUGAGGCACAAGGGCGCAGCACAUCUGCGCACUGAGUCAUACAAGUUGCCAUGGAAUGCCUAUCACUGCUUGGAUGUGAUGGCAGUCUUUGUAGCAUUUGGUCUGUUAAUCAUCGCAUUAGUUUGGGUUUCCUGUAAAUGUCUCAUUAGACGAUUUAUACGGACCAAGAAGUCCAUAUUCAAGUCUAAGAGUGAAUAAGUAACUCAAUGAGAAAUAAAGCAAGAGACUUUAAUAAUGAGAUAAAACUGAGCAGUAAUUUACAGUACUACUGAGUCUACAGAAUACCAACAGGGACCAAUAUAUUACACAGCACUUAAAUGAAAAUAUUAUUUGGAAUGUGUUGAAAAUUCAAAAUCUUUAACACCAGUAUAAAAAUUAUGUUUUAAAUUUUUACUUUUGAAAAAAAAAAAUCAACAAUUGAUCUCAGCAAAUUUUGCAUACAGUGAUUAAAGUGUAAUCUAAAUCAGUUUAACAAUGUCACAUUUUUCUCUUAAUUUGUACAUUGCAAUGCCUGGGAUUCUCUACAACAAUAAAAACUGUAGGACUUUU
Molecule: messenger RNA, 2144 nt
Organism: Lates calcarifer (barramundi perch)
Lineage: Eukaryota; Metazoa; Chordata; Actinopteri; Centropomidae
Product: UDP-glucuronosyltransferase 2A2
Exons: 2
Coding region: 183-1793 (536 amino acids)
Molecular function (GO): UDP-glycosyltransferase activity
Source: RefSeq, a predicted model, not a curated record